GGCGGCGGCGGCGGCGGGGCCGCCCCCCGCGCUGCCGGUGCCGCUCCGCUCCCGGUCCCGCUCCGCUCCCGCUGCGCUCCCGGCCCGGCCGCACCAUGAGGGAGAUCGUCCACAUCCAGGCGGGGCAGUGCGGCAACCAGAUCGGCGCCAAGUUCUGGGAGGUGAUCAGCGAUGAGCACGGCAUAGACCCCAGCGGCAACUACGUGGGCGACUCGGACCUGCAGCUGGAGCGCAUCAGCGUCUACUACAAUGAGGCCUCCUCUCACAAGUACGUGCCUCGCGCCAUCCUGGUGGACCUGGAGCCGGGGACGAUGGACAGCGUGCGCUCGGGUGCCUUCGGGCACCUCUUCCGCCCCGACAACUUCAUUUUCGGUCAGAGCGGGGCCGGCAAUAACUGGGCCAAGGGGCACUACACAGAAGGGGCCGAGCUGGUGGACUCGGUGCUGGACGUGGUGCGGAAGGAGUGCGAGAACUGCGACUGCCUGCAGGGCUUCCAGCUCACCCACUCGCUGGGCGGCGGCACGGGCUCGGGCAUGGGCACCCUGCUGAUCAGCAAGGUGCGCGAGGAGUACCCCGACCGCAUCAUGAACACUUUCAGCGUGGUGCCGUCCCCCAAGGUGUCAGACACGGUGGUGGAGCCCUACAACGCCACCCUCUCCAUCCACCAGCUGGUGGAGAACACGGAUGAGACCUACUGCAUCGACAACGAGGCGCUCUACGACAUCUGCUUCCGCACGCUCAAGCUGGCCACCCCCACCUACGGCGACCUCAACCACCUCGUCUCGGCCACCAUGAGCGGCGUCACCACCUCCCUGCGCUUCCCCGGGCAGCUCAACGCCGACCUGCGCAAGCUGGCGGUCAACAUGGUGCCCUUCCCACGCCUCCACUUCUUCAUGCCCGGCUUCGCCCCGCUGACGGCCCGCGGGUCCCAGCAGUACCGCGCCCUCACCGUCCCCGAGCUCACCCAGCAGAUGUUUGAUGCCAAGAACAUGAUGGCCGCCUGCGACCCGCGCCACGGCCGCUACCUCACCGUGGCCACCGUCUUCCGCGGCCGCAUGUCCAUGAAGGAGGUGGACGAGCAGAUGCUGGCCAUCCAGAGCAAGAACAGCUCCUACUUCGUGGAGUGGAUCCCCAACAACGUCAAGGUGGCCGUCUGCGACAUCCCGCCCCGGGGGCUGAAGAUGUCCUCCACCUUCAUCGGCAACAGCACGGCCAUCCAGGAGCUCUUCAAGCGCAUCUCGGAGCAGUUCACGGCCAUGUUCCGCCGCAAGGCCUUCCUGCACUGGUACACGGGCGAGGGCAUGGACGAGAUGGAGUUCACCGAGGCCGAGAGCAACAUGAACGACCUGGUGUCCGAGUACCAGCAGUACCAGGACGCCACGGCCGAGGAGGAGGGCGAGAUGUACGAGGACGACGAGGAGGAGUCGGAGGCGCAGGGCGCCAAGUGAUGCCGACCCCCCUCGCCAUCGCCCGCCGGCCCCGCUGCUUCCCGGGGGGGGCCCCGCCCUCGCCCCUCGGGUGUGUGCCCCCCCCCCCCCCCCCAUCCCUGCGUUAGCUCGGCCCCUCCCGUGACCCCCCCGGCCUCCCCCCCUCCCCCUUUUCGUUUUUUACUGGUUCGUGUCUAAUAUUUUUUUUGGAAUACUCAAUAAAUUUAUUGCUGUCCGGUUC
Oxyura jamaicensis (ruddy duck) is the source of this 1668-nucleotide messenger RNA. RefSeq names its product tubulin beta 3 class III (gene TUBB3). Gene Ontology annotation, molecular function: GTP binding; GTPase activity; structural constituent of cytoskeleton. Gene Ontology annotation, biological process: mitotic cell cycle; microtubule cytoskeleton organization; axon guidance. The transcript has 4 exons. Bases 96 to 1448 code for a protein of 450 amino acids. NCBI's taxonomy places the organism in Eukaryota, Metazoa, Chordata, Aves, Anseriformes, Anatidae. The record is from RefSeq and is a predicted model, not a curated record. Gene Ontology annotation, cellular component: cytoplasm; microtubule.